Messenger RNA from Capra hircus (goat), 4642 nucleotides. Its product is annotated as 5-hydroxytryptamine receptor 5B. The record is from RefSeq and is a predicted model, not a curated record. Bases 3173 to 4294 code for a protein of 373 amino acids. Gene Ontology annotation, cellular component: plasma membrane. The transcript is spliced from 2 exons. Gene Ontology annotation, molecular function: G protein-coupled serotonin receptor activity. NCBI's taxonomy places the organism in Eukaryota, Metazoa, Chordata, Mammalia, Artiodactyla, Bovidae. Gene Ontology annotation, biological process: adenylate cyclase-activating adrenergic receptor signaling pathway.
AGGCUACUGUCAAUGGGUUGUAAAGAGCUGGACACCACUGAGCAACUAACAAAUCCUUUCAGUUUUCUUUCAAAAAGAUCUUACAUAGUAGGGGGGCAGAUAUCAAAAAGGAAUUAAAUAAAUAACCUGAUUUCCAUGAACUGUUGUGAAGACAAAACAGAAGAGUGGGACAGAGCUGCCUUUAGAUAGUGAUGGAUUGUAGAUCCGAUGAUCAGGGAUGGUCUGAGAUGGUAACACUGGACCAGAGACCAGAAGGAAAUAAGCAAAUGAGCCACAUGACUACCUGAGGGAAGAGCAUCCCAGAGACCAGCAUACCCACACCCCAUAGCACUGGGAAUGGGAUGUGCUUGUCACCUUCAAGGAACAAGGGUGUCUGGAGUGUGGUGAGCAGGGGAGAGUAGUCAGAGAUGAGAGCAGGAAAGCCCAAGAGACAAUACAGUUUUGUAAUGGGGACAAUAUAGCUUUUUAAAAUGACAGACUUUUCACAUGAAACAAUUUAUUUAAAAAAUAGGGUGGGAGGUGGGAAAGAGGCCCAAGAGGGAUGGAACGUAUGUAUAUCUAUGCUUGAACCAUGUUGAUGUAUGGUAGAAACCAACACAAUAUUGUAAUUAUCCUUCAAUUAAAUAAUCUUUAAAUAAAUAGAAAAAAUAAAAGAGUUCAGUAAAAACCACCAAACUGAACUCCCAGUCCAGUGUAUGAAGGGCUACUUGGUAUCAAGGACAGAUGUGGGAGGGAAUCAGAAGAGCUGAGCCUUGCCCCCACCAUCAGUUAACAGGCAACAAACCUCUCGCUGUUUCUCCAUCUACAAGUGAGUAAGAUCAAGUGAAAUAAAAAGAGUGAAUGUAUUUUGUGGCUACAAAUACUUGACAGAGUACCACUGUAAAAACACAAUCUGUGUCAAAAGGUCAUAAGAAAAUGGAAUUUUCUUGUGAAAUAGAAAUAGAAAUUUAAAAUAGUAGCAUCAGUCAUCAUUUACUGAACUCUUAGUAAACUAUUAAACUAUAGCUUUAUAAUAAUCUCAUGACAGAUAUAAUUAUCCUCAUUUUUAAAAUGAGAAAACGGUCUCAGAAAGCUUAAGUUGCUCAAGUCUCUGACCUAAUACAUGGAACAACAUAAAAAAAGAAACAUAACUAUGAAGAGAGUAUUUAUAGCAACAUGAAAAAUAUUAAGAAAAAUCUGCAAACUAAAAAAUUGAUUUUAGGCAUGAAAAAUGUGUGUGGAUAGAUGCAAAGAACAGAAAACAAAAGCAUGCCCUGCAUGUGACUGGGGCAAAAUGAAUACUUUUAUACUUUUUAUAUUUUUUUGCUAUUGUUAGAAUGUUUGCCCAAUAAGAGAGGGAGAAAAUUCUUGUGAAACUAUUUCAAAGACUAGUCACCAUUUCUUUCUAAAGGAUGGUGUUUGUCACGUCAAUUUUCUCAACACCAUCCUAAAUCCAGCUUUUUCCACGUUUCAUGCAAACCCUGCUCCUCGACAUUUACCCCUGCUUGUCCAUCUCCUGGUGACUUGACCCCAGCUACUCACACUCUGGCCAGGUCCCGUCCUCCAUUUAUCUCUGUGCAACACUGAAAUGCCUUCCUAACAAUUCAGUAAGCCUAAGGGCUUCUCCCACCACAGCAUCCUCCCCUCUGUGAUCCCUGAACAGUUCAUCAAUUUCCGAUACUUUUUAUCAACCACUUGACCAUUAUGCCUGAAAGUGCACAUAUUUUCACUGACUCCUUUGCCUGGAGUGAGUCUCUGUGUGUUAGCAAGAACAGUGCCAAACAGGAUGCAGAGCAAACGUCCCCAGUCUUUGAAUGGAUAAGGAAAGGAGAGCAAAGACAUUCUUGCUGUCCUUGAUCCCCAAAGAUUUCUCUAGAUGCCAGCGGUGGGAGGCUCAGAGGACCAGGGAGGAACCCCCAUCACCCACUGCAGCUUAGGGCAUUUUUCCACAGAGAGCCCCUUCUGCGGACCCCCUGCUCAGCCUGAGGCUAGGUGUUAAUAAGAAACCAAGCUGCCCUGACAAGAGAUGGGGCAGUUUGGGCUCUGUGUUCUUUACAUUUCUAUUCUACUCCCAGGAACAGGCUGUAAGGCAGCUUUAAGUUGACUGUAUUAUGAUUGAACUAUUUUUUAAAGACUGGAAACGGGCGAGGCGGGGCGGGUUAGGGGAAUUUCAUUUCCCACUGGUUUCCACCUUUGUCCAGGGGAAUAUAAAGGGAUGUCCAGGGAAAACAAAAUAUAACUCCAUCUUCACCCUGGAUAUGAAGAACUGGAAGACGUGCCCUAGGAUCAGGAACUUCGGCAACUGCAAAGGGAGGGCAGGGUGGAAAUCGAGGAAGGUUGUGUCAGAGACGGAGACGAGGCGGUGGACAGGCCCUUAUCAGGGCUUCGGCCAAACAGCUUGAAACUUUUUGAGUCCUUUCUCUGUAGAGCCAGAGAGAGAACUUCUCAAGGCAGCCCGAAUCCUCCGAGGGGCAGAAGUGUAGGCAGGAUGGAGCCGGGGCGAGGAGCUUCCACUUUGACGUACCUGACACCCGAGUCUCCUAGUUCACGCACGCUUAGGAUGGAGAUCGAGGAAAGCAGACCCUCUCUGUCCCGAGAGGGCGGGUCCCCCUGUUUCCGUAUGUCAAACUGUACCUCAGGCAAGUCCCAGGGGUCCGGCUGCGAAAUUCCUAGGCUAUUGUGAACCUUCUUCGGGGACUCCCGCCUUAGGGUUCUCUCGGCACAGAGGGGAGAGGGAGACCCACGGGACAGCCUCAAGACCCUGCUCCAGUCGGCUGCUUCUCCAGACCACGCCGCCCACGCCCACCCCGGGAGCAGCUCUGCUCAGGGGCCGCCGGCUCGGAGUCGCGGGCCCCUUUCCAAACCCACUCUGCGCGGACCCUCGCCACGCCCUCGGAUUCCCAGCCCUGUGACAGCCCGCUAGCGAGGCAAGGCAGGAGGGACUGGCGCAGGGACUAAGGUGGAGGAGAUGGACUCCUGAGGGGCCCACUUUUUCCUCCACUGGAAAGAGACCCACGAGGACUCAAAGGCGAGGCGCCAGAGGGGUGGGGAGCUGCGGCCCAAUGAGGGACCAGAGUAGGGCGAACUGGACUCCUCUCUGCCCUCCCCAUCACGCAAGGCCCACUUCCACGCCCUCACUCGCCGCGUCCACCCCGAGCCCAGGGCGCGCUAGCGUCCCCGCGGGGGAGCCGGGAUGCCGCGCGCUAUGGAAGCAGCUAACCUCUCGGUGGCCUCCACCGGCGUCGCCCUUCGCCUGGGACCCGAAGCCUUCAGCAGUAGCCCAAACCCAAGCGGGGUCGUCGGAUCGACCCCAGGUGGUGCGGCCCCGCCGGGCCGAGAACCGCCUUUCUCCGUCUUCUCGGUGCUGGUAGUGACGCUGCUGGUGCUGCUGAUAGCGGCCACGUUCCUGUGGAACCUGCUGGUUCUGGUCACCAUCCUGCGGGUCCGCGCCUUUCACCGUGUGCCGCAUAACUUGGUGGCCUCGACGGCCGUGUCCGACGUGCUAGUGGCAGCGCUGGUAAUGCCCCUGAGCCUGGUGAGCGAGCUAUCGGCGGGGAGACGGUGGCUGCUGGGCCGGAGUCUAUGCCACGUGUGGAUCUCCUUCGACGUGAUGUGCUGCACCGCCAGCAUUUGGAACGUGGCGGCCAUCGCCCUGGACCGCUACUGGACUAUCACGCGCCACCUGCAGUACACGCUGCGCACCCGCCGCCGCGCCUCGAUGCUCAUGAUCGCGCUCACCUGGGCGCUCUCCGCUCUCAUCGCCCUCGCACCAUUGUUCUUCGGCUGGGGCGAGGCGUACGACGCUCGACUCCAGCGCUGCCAGGUGAGCCAGGAACCCUCCUACGCGGUCUUCUCCACCUGCGGCGCCUUCUACCUGCCGCUUGGCGUGGUGCUGUUUGUCUAUUGGAAGAUAUAUAAGGCGGCCAAGUUUCGCCUCGGUCGCCGCUGCAGGGCUGUGCUGCCCUUGCCCUCCACUGUGCAGGUAAAGGAGGCCCCUCAGGAGGCUGAGAUGGUGUUCACGGCCCGUCGCCCCAUGGUGGCCUUUCAGACGAGCGGAGCCUCGUGGCGGGAGCAGAAGGAGAAGCGGGCGGCAGUGAUGGUGGGCAUCCUCAUCGGCGUGUUCGUGCUGUGCUGGAUCCCCUUCUUCCUGGCUGAGCUCAUCGGCCCCCUCUGUGCCUGCAGCCUGCCCCCCAUCUGGAAAAGCGUGUUUCUGUGGCUUGGCUACUCCAACUCUUUCUUCAAUCCCCUGAUUUACACAGCAUUUAAUAAGAACUACAACAAUGCCUUCAAGAACCUUUUCACCAAGCAGAGAUAAACCCAGGGCUUGGAGAGGGGAGGGAACUGGGAUUUCUCCCCUUCAUUUGUGGUCUGGGCUAGAGCUGUCCCACCGCUGAAUAUUAAUGAUGUUUGGGAACCACACCACUUGGGCUUGGACUACAGGGGCAGCGAGGCCAAAGGCCCUCCAGAAAGACAGCAGGUAGGUGGCAAGUGUGCAGCUAUGCCCGCUCACCGAGUGAUGGACAUUGCUAAUCGAUCUCAGUAUAUCUUCCCACUGAGCUGGAACUCAGCCUCAGAAUCCUUUCUGGACAAUGCAUUCGGCAGUUAUUGCUAAUUGGCCAGAAUUUAUACAAGAGUGGCAUCCCAGGUGGGGCUAGUGGGAAAG